Messenger RNA from Entamoeba histolytica HM-1:IMSS, 1227 nucleotides. RefSeq lists its product as uncharacterized. The transcript has 4 exons. Lineage: Eukaryota; Evosea; Mastigamoebida; Endamoebidae. The record is from RefSeq and is a predicted model, not a curated record. The coding region runs from base 1 to 1227 and encodes 408 amino acids.
AUGAAAAACCUUAUUAAAAAAACACAAACACCAAGAUUAAGAAUAAGUAAACAAAGUAAAAGUAGUCAUAAAUCAUCAAGUAAAAUGGAUUCAUCAAUAUCAAUGUCAAUAUCAGAGAAUGAUGAAUUAGAUUUAGAAGAUGUUUGGGUAGAAAGUCUGACGUCAUUAAGUCCAGAAAUAACAAGUGCAGUACUUAAUUACAUUUUAAGACCAAGUUUAGAUGAACAAGAAAAAACAAGAAAUACAAUGGUUUUACUUUCUUUUUAUAAUGCAUGUAAUAAAAUUCCAGAACUUAUUGAUUUUUGUGUUGAAAGAGAUUAUUAUUGGAAAUUAGAUAAUGUUUCAAAAUAUUCACCAUAUUCAACUAUUCUUUCAUCUGUUAUUAAUGUGUCGUAUCAAAAUUUUUUUAUUGAAAUUCAUCAACAAUUAAUGAAACGAGGAGCAAAAAUGAAAGGAAUAAUUUUAGAUGAAGAAAAGAAGAGUAGUUCUGAUAAAGAAUUAAAAAAAGUAAAAGAAUUUUUAGCAAAUUUUAUGGAAAUAUGGAUGGAUUAUAAAGAUAUUCCAUAUUUAGUUAUGUGUAUUUGGUCAAAAACACAGGACUUUCUUAUUUCUAAAGGGGUAGAUCAAAGUAAAAUAGAUAUGGUUAUGAUACAAUUAUGUUUUCUUUUACCAUUUAAUUGUUUUGCUUCAUUAUUUACUACAGAUAUAGAAAGUACUGAAAUUAUAUUAUUUUUUAGUAAAUUAAUGAAUUCUUUAUUAUCAACAGUUGAAACUCAUUCUUAUUGGAAAAAUUGGAUAAAAACAAAUUCAAAAGAUUUAACAGAGAAAAUAGUAAAUUAUAUUAGAAAUAAAAAAGGAAUGGAAAUUGAAAGAGAUAAAAUAACUAUUUCAUCAACUUAUGAACCAACAGCAGUUAUUUAUAUGCUUAAUAAUGAUUGGCGUCAAUUAAAAGAUUAUUUAUCACCAGAAGGAUAUAAAAUGAUUGAAAUUCAUAUGACAGAAGAAACUAAUUUAAAAAAAAGAGCGUUAUUAAUUAUUAGAGAAUUAAAUAAUUUAAGAGUAAGUACUUUUAAUGAAAAUCAAAUGUAUCUUCAAAAAAUGUCUGAAAUGAAAAUGAGAAUGAAAGAUCUUCAAGAAGAAAGAAGAUAUUUAAGACAAAUUCUUUAUCCAGAAGAAAGUGAAACAAUAUCUAUUGAAGAAGAUAAAGAUUUAUCUACUCAUUCUUAA